AUGUCCGUUGAUUUAACUGUAAUUUACGGAACUCUUCGUGCACGAGUCCGACUCGCACUUGGCCGGUUUAUAUUGGACAUAAUAAGUAAAGAAACCAAUAUUUCAAUAGAAAAUUUGAUGUUAUGUUUGAAAAAAAUUCGCUUAGACACUAAAAAUCAAGAACUAGCUGAUGACUUUGCAAUGACACCAUCGAAUGUUACCAAAAUUUUUUUUAAACAUGUGCUUAUAUUAGCAAGUGUGUUGCGUCCAUUCAUUGUGAACAUAGAUAAAGAAUUAAAUAGAAAAACCCUGCCCAUGGCAUUUAGGCAUAAAUAUUAUAACGUUAGCUGCAUUAUUGACUGUUUAGAAAUCGAGGUGCAAAAGCCAUCUAAGUCAGUCAACCAAGCAUUAACUUGGUCUGAAUAUAAAAAAGCCAAUACAAUUAAAUAUUUAAUAUCUUGCACUCCAAAUGGAUUAGUGAACUACAUAUCGCAAGGAUUUGGGGGCAGAACAACGGAUACAUGCUUGGUAGAAUCGUGUGAUUUUGUAAAUACUUUAGAAAAAGGAAUGGUUGUAAUGGCAGACAGAGGGUUCAAACACAUUGAACAGUUUUUAUUAAAGUCUAGGGUUCAAUUAGUUAGACCUCCAAGUGUACAAUCGGGUGGAAAACUAAGUAAGGUUGAGGCUAAGCAAACGAAACAAAUUGCUAGUUUAAGAAUACAUGUGGAACGUGUGAUACGGCGUUUGAGAGAAUUUAAUAUGUUAAGACCACAUGCAUGUGUCAAUACAAAUCAUGUAAAAAUAUUAGAUGAUAUUAUUACUAUAGCAUGUGCUUUAAUUAAUUUGCAAGAUUCUCUAAUUAAAUAAAACUUCAAAUGAUGCCUUGUUUUAUUUAUUAU
Molecule: messenger RNA, 878 nt
Organism: Helicoverpa armigera (cotton bollworm)
Lineage: Eukaryota; Metazoa; Arthropoda; Insecta; Lepidoptera; Noctuidae
Exons: 2
Coding region: 1-846 (281 amino acids)
Source: RefSeq, a predicted model, not a curated record